Messenger RNA from Vicia villosa (hairy vetch), 1753 nucleotides. RefSeq names its product putative kinase-like protein TMKL1. The transcript is spliced from 2 exons. The record is from RefSeq and is a predicted model, not a curated record. Gene Ontology annotation, molecular function: protein kinase activity; ATP binding. NCBI's taxonomy places the organism in Eukaryota, Viridiplantae, Streptophyta, Magnoliopsida, Fabales, Fabaceae. The coding region runs from base 430 to 1485 and encodes 351 amino acids. Gene Ontology annotation, biological process: protein phosphorylation.
UCUAGGAUAGAACAUCACAUGUCUUAGAUCUAUCUAUGUGACAUUGCAUUCACAUUCUAACGUGUAUGCUGUUGUAACUCUUGUAAAUUUCCUCUCACACUAAGUCUAUUGCCAACUCCUCUUCUUUGCAUCUAUUCCUUCCUUCACUCUCCUAUGUCCGUCCAUUUCUUGUUCAAUAAUUGAAAAAUAUAUAUAUAUAUAUAUGCUUUUGCCACCUCAUAACUAAAUUCCCACCACACCACAAAGUUCCCUUCAACAUGUUCCUCCUUGUCCUAUUUCAAUUUGAAAAUUUAUCACUUUCCAUUAAAGUUAGCUCAUGAGACCCAGAUCCUAGUUUUCACUAUCUUACAACCCCAUUAUCUCAAAAUCUCAUUUUUCACUAUCUCAGCACAGAAAGAUUAGAUUUUUAAGAUAAAGAAAACUACCCUCAUGCUGAUAUUAGUUCUAGGAAUAACUUCAGCUACUUUGCUUGUGAUUGUUGCUAUUUUCGGCUUUUGUUACUUGCAAAGAUCAUCAAAACAUGAGAUUAAAGACAUAGAAAGCUUUGAAGAAAAGCAUCAAGAGGUGAAGGAGGAUUUAAUCAUAUUUGAAGGUGGAGAGGAUUUGACAAUAUGUGAUAUAUUGGAUGCACCAGGGGAAGUGAUUGGAAAAUCAAAUUAUGGAACACUUUAUAAGGCUUUGUUGCAAAGGAGCAACAAGGUUAGGUUAUUGAGGUUUUUGAGACCUGUUUGUACUACAACAGGUGAAGAAUUGGAUGAAAUGAUUCUGUUUCUUGGAAGAUUAAAGCAUCCUAAUUUGGUUCCUCUUUUGGGAUUUUAUACUGGGCCAAGAGGUGAGAAGCUUCUUGUUCAUCCAUUUUAUCGACAUGGGAAUCUUACUCAGUUCAUAAGAGAUGGAAAUGGAGAGAGUUACAAAUGGACAAACAUAUAUACAAUAUCAAUUGGUAUAGCAAAAGGAUUAGAACAUCUUCACACAGCACAAGAAAAACCAAUUAUCCAUGGAAACCUAAAAUCGAAAAACAUCCUUUUAGACAGUUCCUAUCAACCACACAUCUCAGAUUCAGGUCUCCAUCUUCUGUUGAAUCCAACUGCAUCCCAAGAAAUGCUUGAAAGUUCGUCUGCUCAAGGCUAUAAAGCUCCCGAACUAAUCAAAAUGAAGGAUGCUAGUGAGGAAACCGAUAUCUAUAGCCUCGGCGUAAUCUUGCUUGAAAUGCUUUCAGGAAAGGAACCUAUCAAUGACCAUCCGACUCCUGACGAGGAUUUCUAUUUGCCGAAUAUCAUGAGAAAUGCUGUUCUUGGCCACAGAAUUUCUGAUUUAUAUCAUCCUGCUAUUCUUCUCAGAAACGGCGUAGAUGAUGAAAUUCAAGUUACGGAAGAAUGUGUUCUCAAAUUUUUUCAACUUGCUAUGGCUUGUUGUUCUCCUUCACCUUCAAUUAGACCUAACAUUAAGCAAGUUAUUAGGAAGCUUGAAGAAAUUAUACACUAGAACAAGAUAUAUGGGGGCUUAUAUGGUGACAUUGCACACUUUUCUUCGAAUUCAUCUUCGAUAAAGCUGUGGUUAAAGACAAUUCACAUUUAUUUAUGAGGAAUUUGAGGGAGAAAAUGUAAGUGUGUUGCUUACAAAUUGUGAAAUUCGAUAUCAAACAAAGACUUUGGGAAUUGCAAGUGCUUGAUGCGCAGUGUGCGUGAGUAUUGUAAACUCCAUUAUGCCGAGUUCGAUUCCUAAUCAUAAAAAAAAAAAUGACUUGUGAACA